AUGGCAUUCAACGAGCAGCCUUCGCAGCCCAGCGGCGACACACCGGCUGCGGCCACCGCCCUCGACCAAGCAUCGGCGACGACGACGACGGCCUCGCCGCGCGAGCUGCUCGACACAGCACGCCGCGCCAUGGCGCUCAAACAGUACGAUGCCGCCACCGACCAGCUCGCCACGGUGCUCGAGCUGCUGCGCGACACCCACGGCGAGGACCACCAGAGCCUCGCCCCCAUCCUCCACCUCUACGGCCGCGCGCUCCUCGAGACCGCCAUCGCCAACUCGGGCGCCCUCGGCGGUGGUGGCGGCGCAAAAGACGCACCCAUGCCCUCCAGGGCAAAGCCGGCCUCGACCUCGGGUGCGGCGACGGCGAGAGGCAGCGGCAGCGGAUCGGCAAAGUCCAAGGUCCAGGACCCGAGGUUCAGCUUCAGCGGCGAUGCCGAGAGCGACGACGAGGACGAUGCCGCCGAGGGCGCAGAGGACGGCGCAGAGGGAGGGGAAGACGAGGAGGACGACGACCUCGGCGUCGCCUUCAGCGUCCUCGACCUCGCCCGCGUCAUCUACCAGCGCGCCCUCGACGGCGACAGCAAGCAGCUCGAGACGCUCGAGGGUGCCGUGUGGGACGAGACCAAGGUCAAGGCUGAGCUGGCCGAAGUGCUCAACGACCUCGGCGACGUCGGCCUCGAGAGCGAAAACUUCCAGCAAGCCUCGUCCGACUACCAGGCGUGCCUGACGCUCCUCACGCCGCUGCUGCACCCGCACUCGCGCCGCCUCGCCGACGCACACCUCCGGCUCGGCCUGGCGCUCGAGUUCCACCCGACGGUCUCGGAGCGCGAGGGCGCCAUCCGCCAUGUCAAGGCGGCAUCCGGCGUGCUCGCAACGCGCCUGGCCGCGCUCGAGGAGCGCCAAAAGACGAUCGCCUCGCUCGCCCUGCCGAGCCCAGAUGCUCAGAGGGUGCUGGCCAACGCCGAAGCGGCGCGAUCGGAGAAGAUCCAGGAAGGCGAGGGCGGCCAGGAGGGCGCCGACCAGGCCGACGGCAAGGGCAAGGGCAAGGCGCCGUCUUCUGCAGCUGCCGGUGACGACGACGAGGCGGCGAGGAAGCUGGAAAAGGACGACAUCCUCGGCAUGACGUCGGACCAGGUGACGCUCGAGCUCAAGGACGUGCGCGAGAUGAAGGAGGAGCUCGACACCAAGCUCGACGAGUACGAGUCGCCCUCGGGUCUGGCCAAGCUCUCGGGCGAGCCCGAGGGGAAUGCCGCAGCAGCGGCGGGCUUCGGGCUGGGAGAGGGCAUGACGGCGACCUCGACCAAGGCCGCGCUGGAGCAGGCCAUCGCCGACGCCUUCCUCGGCGGAGCGGGCGGCAGCGACGACGCGGCGAGGGCGCUGAGCGCCCUCCGCAGCGCGACCGGGUCGUCGUCGUCGGGCGCCGCCAGUGUCGCGGUCAACGACCUGAGCAAGAUGGUCAAGAGGAAGAAAAAGGCCGAGCCCGAGAUCGAGGCCGAGGCCGAGGCGCAGGAGGGCAAGGGGAAAAAGGCGAGGGUCGACGACGAGAGCGAGGCCUGA
Messenger RNA from Pseudozyma flocculosa PF-1, 1557 nucleotides. RefSeq lists its product as uncharacterized. Lineage: Eukaryota; Fungi; Basidiomycota; Ustilaginomycetes; Ustilaginales; Ustilaginaceae. Gene Ontology annotation, molecular function: histone binding. The transcript is spliced from 2 exons. Gene Ontology annotation, biological process: DNA replication-dependent chromatin assembly; CENP-A containing chromatin assembly. Gene Ontology annotation, cellular component: nucleoplasm. The record is from RefSeq and is a predicted model, not a curated record. Bases 1 to 1557 code for a protein of 518 amino acids.